AUGCUGCCGAGCAAGGCAUCUGCUCUUUCAACUCCCGAACAGGGAAUUGAAACGCCUUCUUCUCAAACAGAGAAAACUUUUGAAAAAUCAAUGCGAGCAUCUAAAAAUCAUGUUGUUGGCUCCUCUUCCGAAAGCCCAUAUUAUUAUUCGAAAAUUACUUCUCAUAAAUAUUUUACUAUUGCACAGACAUCUAUGGAACUAUUUUCUGAUCAUCCAAGCGGAAAAUUGGGAAUACCUGUACUGAGUACAGCACAACAAACUUUAAAAAGCGCGUUUAGUACAUCAUGCAGACAAAUUCAUACUCUCGGAAAUGACAAAGUGUUGUUGACACAUCAAUGUGGAGAAUUACACUAUUGUAUUAUUUAUAUACGAGAAGUUGAAAGAAAGAAAAGAGGAAUUGGUACUGAAAUGGAGAGUGAUGAAUAUGAGGAUGAACCCAAAGAAACUACAGCAGCACUAUUUCGACAAAUUAAUCUUUUACACGAUUUGACAAAUUUCUGUAUUGUGAUCAAUCCGUUUAAUCAACAUGGUUUCAACAAUAGAACAUUGAACCAGUCUGCCAUUCACAGCAUACUCAAACCUAUUGUAGAAACAAUGAAACGUCUUUACAAAUCACAGCAAAGCAUAUUGGUCCAAGGAAUUGAGUAUGUGGAUUUGAAUCACAUAAACAGAGCUUCCAUCAUAGACGCCCUUAAGAAAGGAAUUCAACAAUAUUCAUUUAUUCUCCAUGCCGUGCUUUUAGUUGGUACAAAAUUGGCUGCUAUUUAUUCUCGAGACAAAACCUGGGUUCUCCUUCCUCGUGAUUUACUUUGUCUAAUAAUUUAUAAUCAGAGCACUUUUUACAAUGAAAAACCAAAGUCCAAAACUCCAACUACUCCCAAAAAUCUUUCUGUUCCUCCAUCAAAUCAAUCAGUCUCUUCAGAAAGUAGCGAUCAGUUUAUUGAUCAACGAAUGAUGGGAAGAAAUAGCUCAGUUUCCUCAGAUGAUGAAGACGAUAACAAAAAAGAUAUACCAACCAUAGAUUCAAGAUUUGAAUAUUUAAAUUUUCAUGUUACAGACAAUCAGGGAGACUAUGAUCAAAAGUUGUGUAGAUUUGGAGUAUAUUUUGAAUUUGACAAGGACCAAGACAUGACUCUCAUGCUCAUUUGCGAAUCAAACAUUAAGGAUAUACAGUCCAAAGUCGUUGCUGGAUCUGUAGAGGCAAAAAGCUAUCAAUCGAAUGCUUCAGUUUCUGCCUCUCUCCCCAAUUCUUAUAUUGAAGAUCAAUCGGUAGAUGAAAAAGACAAAGAAACCAUUCAUGACCAGUUAAAGGAAGCAGCAAUUAGAGUGAAUGAGGAAAUUUCCAAUUUUAAGAGAUUUUCUUUUUUGAAAAUUAAGGCUGAUUCACACGUCACAAUGCUUAAUUAUUUACAUUAUUGUCCAGGACUGGUCCAUUUCAUUUUCGUCGAUCGUGUUUACAACAGAGUAUUUGCGCCAAGAAUUGUUCCUCUCAACACUACGAGCUCCAAUCAAAAGAGUGACGAAGAACAAGUAGCCUUUUUAAAGAAAAAAGUUUGGGAAAUGUGUUAUACUCUUCAGCAAUACAGAGAUGAAGGUUAUACAGAAAUUGGAGUUUGUGGAGAUGGAGUACAAUAUUGGUUCAAAGAGUGGCUUGAGGAUGAAAAAUUACUUGAACUCAAGAUGACACGAAACAACUUGAAAUAUGCCAAAUCUCACUUUGAACUCUAUACCAUGUAUCUUCCUUUCGUUUCACUUCAAGCUGUUUCGCAUCAUAACAAGCUACUGGUACAACUCUUGCUGGAUCGAAGGGAUUUGUCAUAA
Messenger RNA from Naegleria lovaniensis, 1821 nucleotides. RefSeq lists its product as uncharacterized. The transcript has a single exon. The record is from RefSeq and is a predicted model, not a curated record. NCBI's taxonomy places the organism in Eukaryota, Heterolobosea, Eutetramitea, Acrasida, Naegleriidae. The coding region runs from base 1 to 1821 and encodes 606 amino acids. Gene Ontology annotation, cellular component: BLOC-3 complex. Gene Ontology annotation, molecular function: guanyl-nucleotide exchange factor activity.